This is a messenger RNA of Microdochium trichocladiopsis, 561 nucleotides long. RefSeq lists its product as uncharacterized. The coding region runs from base 1 to 561 and encodes 186 amino acids. The record is from RefSeq and is a predicted model, not a curated record. The transcript has a single exon. Lineage: Eukaryota; Fungi; Ascomycota; Sordariomycetes; Xylariales; Microdochiaceae.
AUGGCGGCAGGCUUCCUCCCCGAAAACACAAUCUCAUUCCUCCAGGACCAUGUCUUGUCCGACCAGACGCCCGUACAGAUCAUCUACCAGCAGCUUCUGAAGCUCACGCGUAGCUCUCUGGCCGGCGUUGUUGCCGCCCUUGCCCCCAUCGUCACGCCCAUCAUCGACAGACUGGUCGCAACUCUGAGCUCCAGUCCGGACUUUGUCUUCUUCGGCGCGCUCCUCUUUCUCAUCGUCGCCGCAAUCCAGAUCGCCCUCUUCAUUCAGCGCACGAUGCUCUACUUCACGCGUCUCUUCUUCCGCAUGCUCGGCUGGGCGCUCGUCAUCGCUGCCGUUGCUGCCGUCUGGCAGCGCGGGCCCGAAGCCACAGCCCGCGACGCUGUCGUGGUAGUCAGCAAACUCGCCGGCUACGCGUCGGUCGUCAGAGACAUCUGGUGGUCUGAAUAUCAGAAGUACGACGCGCAGACACGAGGCCAGACCGUCCCCGGCUGGUCUGGCGGCGCUGGCGCUGGCGGCCGGGCGUCAGCUGGCAGCGGAUACCGAUAUGGCAGCUCGCGGUAG